AUGCCGGGUGUCACUAUGGCUAUCAACCCGAAGGCUCCUACAGCGAGGAAAAGCCCCAUCACUCCCACACCAGGCCCCAAAGUCCCCGCAAAGUCCCAGCAGCAGCGCAAAACAUCCGUUUCCCAAGCCGUUCCAAAACUGCAGCAGCAGCGUAAAAUCUCUGCUGUGAAGCCGACGGUUAUGGUGGACAAUAAGAGGAAGAUCAAGGCCGAGAAUGUCUCACCGACGAUGGUUGAUCUCCAGGUCAAGCCUUUAGGAGCGGAUAAGGGUACUGCUCGGCCAGAAGCUAGGAACGAGUCUCCGCCGAAGAAGCAGAAGAUUGAGGGGAUGAAGAACGAGGCACGUAAUACAGCAUACCCGGCUGUACACGAAGCGGACUCCAUACUGACACUUCCUUAG
Molecule: messenger RNA, 399 nt
Organism: Alternaria metachromatica
Lineage: Eukaryota; Fungi; Ascomycota; Dothideomycetes; Pleosporales; Pleosporaceae
Exons: 3
Coding region: 1-399 (132 amino acids)
Source: RefSeq, a predicted model, not a curated record